UUAAUCUUAUCUGUUUCCACGUUGUUUGCGUCACCAGGGAAGAGCCUGAGGGUGCCGGAGAAGGUCCCCUUCAGGAUGACCCACAACAUAGAGACGGCUCUGGGAGUGACGGGGGUAGAGGGCAUCUUCAGGCUGUCCUGUGAACAGGUGGUGCAGAUGAUGCGUCGGGGUAGAGAGACCCUGCUGACCCUACUGGAGGCCUUCGUUUACGACCCCCUGGUGGACUGGACGGCCGGGGGGGAGGUGGGCUUCGCUGGCGCCGUGUACGGAGGAGGAGGCCAGCAGGCUGACAGCAAGCAGAGCAAGAGGGAAAUGGAGAGAGACAUCACCCGCUCCCUGUUCUCCUCCAGGGUGGCUGAGAUCAAGGUGAACUGGUUUAAGAAUCGAGACGAGAUGCUGGCCGUGCUGCCGCAGGUGGAGGAGGCUGUGGAGGAGUACUUAGUCCUGCAGGAACUUCUCUGCCAGGGGGAGAAACUGCAGGCAAAACUACAGGAGGAGAUGGCCUUCCUUGAGGGGGCCGAGAACCAUCAGGACCACCUGAUCCUCACCCUGGAGCACAGGUACUCUGAACACACCCAGCUGCAGUCGAGGCAGCGCACCGUGCAGGAGGCCAUCCAGAGCAAGCUGUCGGACCUGGACCAGUGGAUCUCUCAGUACCAGGCGGCUUUCUCCAACCUGGAGGCCACCCAGCUGGCCAGCCUGCUGCAGGACAUCAGCAGCCCCAUAGAUCUGGGUCAGUCCCACAGGAAGUGA
Molecule: messenger RNA, 753 nt
Organism: Notothenia coriiceps (black rockcod)
Lineage: Eukaryota; Metazoa; Chordata; Actinopteri; Perciformes; Nototheniidae
Product: serine/threonine-protein kinase SMG1-like
Exons: 4
Coding region: 76-753 (225 amino acids)
Biological process (GO): nuclear-transcribed mRNA catabolic process, nonsense-mediated decay
Cellular component (GO): nucleus
Molecular function (GO): protein serine/threonine kinase activity
Source: RefSeq, a predicted model, not a curated record